AGUUGUUUAUGUAGCCAAUCAAAUGAGUGAUCGGUUGCCGUGGCGGUGACUGAAGCGGGAAGUAUGGCGGCGACGGAGAAAGCUGGUGUUCAUCAUCCUGUCACUCAAAUGGCUAAAGUCGACGGUCCUGGUUUCGUUGACCUUUCAAGUCAAGGUCUCCACAAGCUGGAUCCAGACUUCUGUUCAGCGGACACCCACACACUCAUCUUAGACCAAAACCAUGUCAUCAAACUGGAACAUCUGGAGAAGAACGCAGCUGUCCAGCAGCUGUCUGUUGCAUGUAAUCGGCUAGUUCGUAUGAUGGGCGUGUCGAAACUUACACAACUGAGGGUCUUGAAUCUCCCUAACAAUAGCAUUGGCUACAUCGAGGGACUGAAGGACCUGGUGCAUCUUGAAUGGCUCAACUUAGCAGGAAACAACAUCAAGGUCAUAGAGCAGUUGACCAGCUGUGUAGCACUGCAACAUCUGGAUCUGUCUGACAAUAACAUUUCUCACACGGGUGACCUUUCAAAACUCUCUGCCUUAAAGACACUUCUACUCCAUGGAAACAUUAUAACAAGUCUGCGUUCUUCCCCCGCCCAUUUUCCUCUGAACCUCACCGUUCUAUCAUUGGCUGAAAAUGAAAUCCGGGACCUCGCUGAGGUGUCCUACUUAGCGCCUCUCCACAACCUUGAGCAGCUGUCUAUCAUGAAUAACCCAUGUGUGAUGGCUACACCCUCACUGCCCGGAUGUGAUUAUCGUCCGUAUGUCGUGAGCUGGUGCCUUAAUUUGAAGGUGCUUGAUGGAUAUGUGGUGUCACAAAAAGAAGGGCUUAAAGCAGAGUGGUUGUACAGUCAGGGCAAAGGACGUACAUUUCGCCCAGGACAACACAUACAGCUAGUCCAAUACCUUGCUUCCACAUGCCCCUUGACCUCCUCAUCCUCACUGCAGUCUGCUGAGGAUGCCAAGCUGGAAAGGAUCCUCAGCAAACAGAGGCAGCACCAGAAACAGCUUCUCCAGGAAGUUCAGUAUGAUUCCUCAAGUCCACUUCCGACUCAGCUGGAUAUGGAUCAGCACUGGACUGAUCCAGCCGAUAAAGGAGUGGCCACAACCCAGGGUCUGAAUGUCAUCAGUCAGCCAGCUUCUGAGCCAGUUGUCCAGGUGAAUACUUGGAUGGCCAAUACAUCCUCAGCGCAUGUCCUAGGUACCGUUUACGCCCGUUCUCAUGAUGAGGACGGUCUGGUUCUAGAAGACAUGCAGACAGACGAGGAGAAACUCCACGGCAGCCUGCUGUCCUCAGAAUCCGCCUUCCUACCCGUGAGCUCUGUUGUGCGCUCACCGUCGCCAGUGGACAGUGAAGAGGAAGAGCUUGACGAGCCUGAUUCACUGACUCACCCAAAUCCAACCCGUUCUCAUCCUCCUAAAGUGGAGACAGCAACAAGCUUUCAUUUUUCUCUCAAGCCAAAUCACUUGCAGACAAAUAUUACAGAUCACACAGUAGAGGAAGGAGAGCUCUCAGAAACUGAUAGCAUGGUUAAUUUGGCCACAAAUGCCCCAGAAGCUGGUACUGAGGACCUGAGAAGACCAAAUGCUAAGGUGGCAGAGUGCCAUCCACAUGCAGCAGCUGUGAAGAUUCAGGCCUGGUGGAGGGGAUACUGGACUCGACAGCAUCAUGCACAGGCCAAAGAAGUGCGCUGUGAAAUUCGCCUACGCCGACUACAGGAUCACAUCGUCUACCUGACGGCAGAGCUGGAGAGGGUGCAGAAGCAGCAGCAGGAGGAGAAGUUACAGAGGAUGGUCCAGGAAGAAGCUGUGAAGUUUCUCUGGAAGCAGCUUCAGGCAAUGAUGGAAUGGCAGUGUUCAGUGAAGGAACAGCUCAGCUGUUUAUCCCCUGCGCAGAGCAUCGCUGCUGGUCCCAUUCCUGCCAGCCCUAAAACCUCAGCUCUCCCUAUGCGAAGUGAGGUCUCUAUCCCCGAAUCAGGCUUUCAUUCCCCAGGUGAACAGCAGGGGGUGCUGGAAGACAGCAUGAGCAGCGCAGCUACAGGCGGCUCCCCUGAAACAGUGCGGACUUUGCAACCUGCAAGCUCACCUGGAGCAGGGGCAGAUGGAGACAGUCAGGACAGCAGCUUGCUGGAGCAGUACCUCUCCUCCGUACAGCGCCAGGAAGAGGAGGAGGAAGCUGGAGAAGGGUGCACUUCACUGUUCUCUCCAGCUCAAGGCUCAGAGGCAUCUUCCUGUUCAGAUGCGGUGGAUGAAAGACAAGAGAACACUCUGCUUAAGGCAGAGUUGUGAGAAAAAGAUAAUAUUGUUAGAAUUAAAGGCCUCUAUUAGCUUUUUAUUCGUUAUUAGCAUUUAUGAGGAGGUGCUAAGUGUUAUCGUACAUCAGAAUCUAUGUUUACAAAGGAUUUGAGGAUAUGAGCAGUUAAACUGAGAGAAAAUAAACUUGUUUUUUAAAGUAUCCUGGAUAUCCUCAGUGUUAUCACACUGAACAAUACCAGUGUAACUGAGUAACGCCUAUUACAUUUUGAAUUGGAUAUUAAAACGUAUUUUUGUACAGAAUAUUUAACUUUCCCACCUUUUCUGUGUUAAAUCGUUUAUUUUUGUAGAUGUUAAAUAAAAAUAUCAGUGAAAUUAUAGGCUUUUGUCAGUUCUUGUAAAAAAAAAAUAAUAAUAAUAAUAAAAAUAAAAAAUGAGCAUGGCUGUUUGACACUUAACCAGGCUUUAUAUUGUGGUAAAUAGUGCAUCUCAUGAAAAUGUUAUUUCCAUGAAAGUCAUCUGAAGUAUUUUAUAAUCGCCAUGUCGCACUUACCAAACAACAACGUAGGAUCUGAUUUACUCACAUGAAUCAUGGGCUAACUAAAACAGGUCCUAGGUAAUUCCCCCUGACCUUUUAAAGCAGUGGUUUUCAGGUCCAGUCCUGAGGAUAGUCUGCUCUAUCUCAGUAAAAUCAGCUGACCAUGACAAGCCCUGAGAAAUCACCUAAAUGUGUUCUAUAGGAAACCCAGGUCCGGUUUUGAAAUUCACCACCAUUUAGACACUUCCAUUUAAUUUCCAUCUGUCAGGCUUUCUCUUGAUUGUUGAUAUUCAAUCUGAUUGAUGCAAGUCAUGUUUUUAAGGUCGGUGGUUUGGUUUCGAAAUGGCACAUGGCCUACAUCAUUAAUCCUUCUUGUUUCCGUCUAGUAAACAAACAUCCAUUUACAUACAAAUAACCUCAGAACAGCUUCAAAACAAUCAUUCAGCCUUUCUGUGGUUUGUUGAUGGAAAUAACUAAUUCUGCAUUUACUUGUCCUCUUCUUCUUCUUCUCCUUCUCCUUCUCCAUGUUCCAAGCCUAACACUGACCUUAUUCAACAUGUUUGAACGCACUGACUGUUGUGAUGCCUUUGCUGUAAAUAUUUGUUUGUGUAAAUUUGGUUUAUUACAGUAUAUAAUCGUUCGGUUUAUUGUGUGCCACUUAAAAUCAGUUGCUCUUUAUUUUUUUUACAUGUUUCUUACUAACCAUGUUUUUUGA
This is a messenger RNA of Hemibagrus wyckioides, 3488 nucleotides long. It is a transcript of the gene cep97, whose product is annotated as centrosomal protein 97. The transcript has 11 exons. The record is from RefSeq and is a predicted model, not a curated record. Gene Ontology annotation, molecular function: protein binding. Bases 64 to 2271 code for a protein of 735 amino acids. Lineage: Eukaryota; Metazoa; Chordata; Actinopteri; Siluriformes; Bagridae.